AUGAGAAACCAUAUAAUGUCAUUUGAUGAAAAUUCUUCAUCAAGCAUCGCAAAUAGCAACGUAACAGAAACAAAAAGUUUUACAGACAAUGAAAAGAAGAAUUUUGAGAUUCCUCAAAUAGUAGAAGAGGCAAAUUCUACAGUCGACGCUCAACAGGAUGAUGACAAUGAAAUAAUCCAAUAUCCAGAGGGUCAAAAAUGGCAAAAAACUGAUUAUUUUAGUAGUACAACAAAGGAAUAUCUAUUCGUAUUCUCCUGCAUGAUGAGCCAACUACUGAACCAAGCUGCCACUCCUCAAACACUUUCCAUAAUGAAUGUUCUGUCGGAUUCAUUUAAAUCCGAAGGCGGUAAUCAAACUUGGUUAAUGGCAUCCUUUCCAUUAGUCUCAGGUUCUUUCAUUUUGAUCAGUGGUAGAAUCGGUGAUAUUUAUGGUUUGAAGAAAGGCCUGAUAGGUGGUUACAUAAUGUUUAUCAUAUGGUCCAUCAUAUCUGGUUUAACCUAUUACUCCCAUAAUGAUACAUUUUUUAUUGUUUGUAGAGCUUUCCAAGGUCUUGGAGUGGCCUUUAUUUUACCCAACGUAUUAGGUAUCGUGGGUAACGUUUAUAUACCUGGAACCUUCCGUAAGAAUAUGGUAAUCAGCAUGAUUGGUGCUUGUGCCCCAAUCGGUGCAGCUCUAGGGUCAACCUUUGCUGGUUUAAUCGGUACAGAGGAUCCAAAUCAAUGGCCGUGGGCUUUUUAUGCGUUUGGUAUUACAUCUGCUAUCAAUUUAUCAAUCUCUAUAUAUGGUAUCCCAAACGAUAUUCCUACUAAUAUCCAUGGUUUUUCAAUGGAUUGGUUGGGUUCAUUAUUGGCCGUCAUUGGUUUAAUUUUAUUAAACUUUGUCUGGAAUCAAGGGCCAAUUGUUGGUUGGGAAAAGGCUUACAUCAUUGUAUUAUUGAUCAUUUCAGUCUUUGUUCUAAUUAUUUUUAUUAUCUAUGAGUUGAAGGUUGCCACAGUUCCUCUUUUACCACGUGAAAUAAUGAAGAAUAGAUAUAUGCUGAUGGUUUUGUUGGCCCUAUUUUUGGGAUGGGGUUCAUUUGGUAUUUUUUCAUUCUAUUAUUUCUCUUUCCUCUUAAACUUAAGAAAUUACACUGCAUUAUGGGCCGGUGGUACCUAUUUCAUGUUUGCAAUCUUUGGUAUUGUUGCUGCUCUCAUAGUUGGUUUCACUAUUAAGAAAGCCACUGCUUCCAUCAUUUUGUUUAUAUCUAUGGUUGCCUUUACUGUAGGUACUGCCAUGUUGAGUGUUACACCUGUUAAACAGACUUAUUUCCGUAUGAACCUCGGCACAAUGAUCAUUCUAAGUUUUGGAAUGGAUAUGUCGUUCCCAGCUGCCUCGAUCAUUCUAAGUGAUUUCUUACCAAUGCAAUAUCAAGGUAUGGCAGGUUCUCUUGCCAAUACCAUGGUAAAUUAUUCGAUGUCUCUCUGUCUGGGGAUGGGUACCACUGUUGAACGUCAAGUAAACAAAUCUGGUAAAGAUACAUUAAAAGGCUACAGAGGUGCAGAAUAUCUAGGUAUUGGACUAGCUGGACUAGGUGCAAUCAUCGCAUUCUCAUUCAUGAUUGAAAAAUAUUGGUCUGAGAGAAAGGAAAACCUUGAAAAAUCAAAGAAAGUCGAUUUAAGUUAA
Molecule: messenger RNA, 1662 nt
Organism: Maudiozyma barnettii
Lineage: Eukaryota; Fungi; Ascomycota; Saccharomycetes; Saccharomycetales; Saccharomycetaceae
Gene: ATR1
Product: borate transporter
Exons: 1
Coding region: 1-1662 (553 amino acids)
Biological process (GO): transmembrane transport
Cellular component (GO): membrane
Molecular function (GO): transmembrane transporter activity
Source: RefSeq, a predicted model, not a curated record